GAAGGAAUCUUAGAAACCUGCUCAUCAGAAGCGAUGAUAAGAGAACUGCCGGUGGCUGUCCAUCUGAUUAGCUUAUAGUUUGCUUACAAGAAACCGUUUCCUCUGGUCAAUUACUGGCUAGUUUACGACCUUGAGUCUAAUAGAAUUUGGCAAAACAAGGUUUUGCUGACAUAGUUCAACAGAUUUAAGCCCCCAAUCUGGCAGCAAGGUUACCAUAGCAGCAUUAUAAUGAAGAGGAAAGGAAUCUGAUAGCAUGGAUCAUACAAGUGUUUGGAUGAAUGCAGAUCAACAAGAGCCGUACAAUACAUACUCCUAAUGGCUGAUAGGCCCACUCUACAGGAAUUGGAGAGUCUCACCCUUCCGGUGCCGGAGGAAGAUGUCGGAACUCCUGGAAACGUAAGUCAAGUUUCCUCCGUGUCUGCUCAUAGUCGCUGCCUACUCGUCAAGGGAAACACGCAGCGAGACAUUUACAUACAGCAGGGCCUCGAGUUCAGUCGGGGUGAGGACACUCGAUUUGGUAUCGGAAGAUGGAGGCCUCAGUGUUUACAAAGAUGCCUCAACAUCAAGGCAUUUGUGGUGUGUAUGAGUGUGCUUCUGGCUGUCUCAGGGACCUUGUCAACAGGAUAUUUGAACAGUGUGCUUACAACAAUCGAAAAACGGUUUGAAAUUGGUAGUUCUAUCUCUGGACUUAUCGCAGCAUCCUAUGAGUUUGGUUCACUGGUGGCGGUUGUGUUUAUCAGUUACUUGGGAGGGCGACGUCACAUUCCAGUAUGGAUCGCAACGGGCAUCUUUUUCAUGGGCCUCGGAGCAUUCCUGUUUACUCUGCCUCAUUUUAUUGCCGAAAAAUAUACUGUGUAUCGAGGUUUAUCCGUCAAUAACACAGAAGAAAACAUAUGUAAAAUUAACAGUGGUUCCUUGGGGGAUGGGUGUAUUGACAAUGACUCAGGGAAUUGGAUGUACGUUUUAAUUCUGAUAUCCGCCCAGAUAAUGAUAGGCACUGGCAGUACCCCAAUCCUUACCCUGGGAACAACUUAUGUUGACAAUCACGUCCAUAAAGAUAAAGCUCCAGCAUAUUUAGCUUUUAUAUAUGCCUCUGGAGUUCUGGGCCCUGUUCUGGGAUAUGGACUGGGGGCGCUGCUGUUGCAGUAUUACGUAGACAUGUUUAGCUUUGAGGUCAACAUCCGACCUGGUGACCCCGAGUGGAUUGGGGCCUGGUGGGGAGGAUUUAUCUUGUGUGGCACAUUCCUUAUGCUUCUUGUGUUCCCUUUCCUGUCAUUUCCCAGGACACUGGUGGCCGAGAAGGCCAAGCUGCUGGAGUAUAAAUAUAGUGAGGAUGUACUGAAGAAAGAGAAGAAGGAAGAUCAGCAGUCCAAGCACAGUAAUGAGUACGGCAAGACAAUUAAAGACAUUCCCCGUUCCAUACUGUCCCUGUUGAAGAACAAGGUGUACCUGAUCACCUGUCUGGGGAUCUGCUGUGAGAUCUCCAUAGUCAGUGGCUUUGUGGUGUUCCUCCCUAAGUACCUAGAAACACAGUUUGGCACCUCCACCUCCAUGGCCAACCUGUUUACUGGUGCUAUUGGCAUUCCUGGAGCGGUUAUUGGUAUUUUAACAGGGGGAUUCCUUCUGAAGAGGUUCCAGUUGAAACCAAAAGGAGCCAUUCAGUUGACCCUGUUGCUGGACUCCCUUGCUUUGCUGGGUUUCCUGUCCUUUCUGGUGCUGGGAUGUGAGAAUCCUAAGAUAGCAGGAGCCACCUUUCCAUAUCAUGCUUCUAUCAACAUGAACAGUUCCGAGUUGGAGGAGUUUGAGAUAGAAGCCAAUCUGACGUCCACUUGUAAUAUUGGCUGUUCCUGCUCCAAUAAUGACCUUGAGCCCAUCUGCGGCAUUAAUGGCAUUACGUAUUUUUCACCUUGUCACGCGGGCUGUACCCAGUUCUUCUCACAUAUCACAACAGAGGAAAAGAUGGUGAAUUUCAGUGGUUGUUCUUGUAUCAUGGAGAACUCGAGUAUUUCCCCCGAGGUGAUCAUGUCCCCUGUGGCGACCAGUGGACCAUGUAAAUCCACCUGUCAGAACCUGCUACCAUUCCUAAUUCUUCUGGUGAUCCUCACCUUUACUGUGGCUGGCACACAGAUGCCCCUCCUUAUGAUUACCCUCAGGUCUGUCCAUGAAGAGGAAAGAUGUUUUGCCCUGGGUCUUCAGUUUGUCAUACUGAGAUUGUUUGCUUACAUCCCUUCUCCUAUAAUGUUUGGGAACACCAUUGAUACAGCGUGUCUAUUAUGGAGGGAUUGGUGUGGAAGUUCUGGGUCCUGUUCUAUCUAUGACAUUGUACAGUUCAGAUAUCGAUAUAUAGGAAUUUCAGCUGGUCUGAAAUUUAUGGGAACUGUGUUUUUCUUUGUGGUGUGGAUCCUGAUGCGUCGACAGAUAAGAAGAGAUUUACAGUUAAAUCUUCCUGUCGGUGAUAUCAUGUCUUCAAUGAAUUCCAUAAACAAGUUAGACCUUGACUACCCUCAGCGCCACGCCCACCCCCGGGGGGGAUCAGGAGACCAGACUAAGGCCAUGGUAGAGGACCACCAAGCACCUAAUGAGUCCUGUCUGUGAUAUUUAUCUAAUCAAAACAUGUAGCCUCACUCCGUAUUGCCAAUCUUUGUCAUUCAAUAACGUGAACAAUAUUACUUGUGUAUCACAUUUUUUUUUUUUGUCAGUAUCAGUUAAAAAUAUCAUUUUUUUUUCUCUGGCCACUGUUUCUCCCAUGUGUCAAAUGAUGUAUGUACAUAUAUAUAUAUAUAUAUUUAUAAUAUAUAUCAUUACGAUUAUGUUCUUGUUCUGUUAUCCUUCUAUCGAUAUAUACAAUGUAAUAUACAAUGUAAUAUAGCUAUUAUAACUCAUGUAAAGAAUUUUCUCCAAGCCGAACGAUGAUGACAGCUUGUUGACUCUUUAUUGCCCGACUGUAUAGGCACAUAGCAAAGAUAUUCAGACUUAUAAUGGUUGUCAGUAACGAAAUAUCGCCCGAAACGGCAUUACUGAAUCGGCUUUAGAAGUGCAAUGUACAUAUCUAUAACAUACUGUCCUAUGUCCUAUGUAUCACAAUGUAAAUUGUUCAAUACUUGUGAAGUUUAUGGUCCUGUGUUUUUAAAUUAUCAAAUAUUUGUGAAAUUCAUGUUUUUUGUGACUUGUAUGGGUUCUCUGUGUUGUUGUUGUUGCUGUGAUAGUUAGAACAAUGUAGCAAACAUGUGUAUCAGGGAAAGGGAAUAGAACAAAUUAAGGAUAUGUGGUCUAUAAUGUAAUGUAUACAUGUAUUUUGAAAACUUUGCAGUCAAGUGUAUUUUUCUUAACCUUUGUCUAAAUUGAAAAAAGUUUAAGUUCUCUUGAGAAAAGGGAAAGUAACAGGUUAAUU
Messenger RNA from Saccostrea cuccullata (small rock oyster), 3391 nucleotides. Its product is annotated as solute carrier organic anion transporter family member 5A1-like. The transcript has 12 exons. Gene Ontology annotation, molecular function: protein binding. Bases 316 to 2595 code for a protein of 759 amino acids. Gene Ontology annotation, cellular component: plasma membrane. The record is from RefSeq and is a predicted model, not a curated record. Gene Ontology annotation, biological process: sodium-independent organic anion transport; transmembrane transport. NCBI's taxonomy places the organism in Eukaryota, Metazoa, Mollusca, Bivalvia, Ostreida, Ostreidae.